ACAUCCAAAAAGAGUCUACUCUCCAUUUAGUGCUUCGUCUCAGAGGUGAUAUGCAUAUUUUUGUGAAGACCCUCACUGGAAAGACCAUUACUUUGGAGGUUGAGAGCUCAGACACUAUCGAUAAUGUUAAAGCUAAGAUCCAGGACAAGGAAGGAAUCCCACCAGACCAGCAAAGGCUUAUCUUUGCCGGUAAGCAGCUUGAAGAUGGACGUACCCUUGCUGAUUACAACAUCCAAAAGGAGUCUACCCUCCAUCUUGUGCUUCGUCUCCGUGGUGGGAUGCAGAUCUUUCUGAAGACCCUCACCGGGAAAACUAUUACUCUGGAGGUUGAGAGCUCAGACACAAUCGAUAAUGUCAAGGCUAAGAUUCAAGACAAGGAGGGGAUCCCGCCAGACCAACAGAGACUCAUCUUUGCUGGUAAACAGCUCGAGGAUGGACGGACUUUGGCACUUGUGUGGUGAUGUUUGCAAAAGAAGAAGACUUUUCUCUAUCGUGUUCAUGUUUCAUUUUCUGUUUUCUUUAUGUGCUCUUUGUUGUGAACCUUUCGGUCUGACCUUUAUGUUUCAAAUUUUAAUAAUAAUCCAAAUGCAUG
Messenger RNA from Arabidopsis arenosa, 592 nucleotides. The record is from the annotation of a GenBank genome assembly. NCBI's taxonomy places the organism in Eukaryota, Viridiplantae, Streptophyta, Magnoliopsida, Brassicales, Brassicaceae.